AUGGUGGUUAACCAGAAGAUAUCCGGUCUCGCUGCCGUUAUGAACGCCAAGAUCCUCGGUUCUGGUGAGAGGUCAAUUGUCUUGGCACACGGGUUUGGAUGCGACCAGUCGGUCUGGGACAAGAUAAUACCGGUUCUGUCCCAAUCUUUUAAGGUUUUAGUCUUUGACUGGCUUUUUUCUGGAGCCAUCAAAGACCAAACUCUAUACGACCCUUCAAAGUAUAACUCCUUGGACCCCUUCUCUGACGAUCUUAUUGCUCUUAUGGAGGAGUUGAAGUUUGGCCCCGUUGUGUUCGUAGGCCAUUCCAUGUCGGGCAUGAUCGGUUGUGCUGCUUCUAUUAAAAGGCCCGAUUUGUUUACAAAUCUUAUCUCUAUUGCUGCUUCUCCCAGGUAUAUAAACAGUGAGGAUUACAAAGGAGGGUUUGAAUCAAAUGACAUUGACACGAUCAUCACCAACAUUGGCUCCAACUACGAAGCUUGGGCGGUUGCUUUCGCCUCCGUAGUGGUUGACUCAAAAGACCCUCUCUCAGUCAAAAGGUUCGAGAAAUGUCUUAAGAAGAUGAAGGCCGACACGGCUCUUGCUUUAGCUAAGAUAGUAUUUGGCAGCGACGAGAGAGAACUCUUAGGCCAAGUGUCAGUGCCUUGCCACGUCAUACAGCCAGGAAAGGACGUCAUUGUACCUGUCUCCGUCGCCUACUUCAUGCAGGAGAAGAUCAAAGGGGAAUCGACGGUGGACAUUAUCGAGGACGCGAUGGGUCACUUUCCACAAAUGACGUCACAUAUUGAGCUGCUUGGCGUCAUGAGGCGCCUCCUCGAGUUUUGAAGCUUGAAUAUAAUAAAUGAUUUGCGUCGAUAUUCUUAUUGUCUAUAAUAUUGUGUUACUAAGAUUAUGAAGUGUGUCCCCCUUACUGUGUGUAUUUAUUAGGGAUGGACAUUUCGCUUUAAUUAUGAGUUUGGUUUGGUUUGGUUUAUAUAGGUACAUAAAAACUUUAACCAAAGUCAACCCAAAUGAGUAUGGUUUGGUUUGCGUUCAGUUCGAUUUUAGUUCUGUUUGAUUUGUGUUUGAUUCGGUUAGUGUUCGAUUUGGUUUGUGCUUGGUUUAAUUUAAUUUGGUUAUGUU
Eruca vesicaria subsp. sativa (arugula) is the source of this 1119-nucleotide messenger RNA. Lineage: Eukaryota; Viridiplantae; Streptophyta; Magnoliopsida; Brassicales; Brassicaceae. The record is from the annotation of a GenBank genome assembly.